Messenger RNA from Drosophila gunungcola (fruit fly), 1186 nucleotides. It is a transcript of the gene Gr23a, whose product is annotated as gustatory receptor 23a. The coding region runs from base 25 to 1140 and encodes 371 amino acids. Gene Ontology annotation, cellular component: axon; neuronal cell body; dendrite. The record is from RefSeq and is a predicted model, not a curated record. NCBI's taxonomy places the organism in Eukaryota, Metazoa, Arthropoda, Insecta, Diptera, Drosophilidae. The transcript is spliced from 3 exons. Gene Ontology annotation, biological process: sensory perception of taste.
ACAGUUAGUUCACUCUUAGUAAGCAUGUUUCCCUUGACAAGAGUGCAAGUAGCCUCUCGAGCGGUUCUCAGGUUGUUCCACCUUAUUUUAGUGACUUUUUCUUUGAGAUCCAGUAGACUGCCUCGCUGGAUCCGUUGGUUACGCUUCUUGUUCUGGACAUGGUGGUUCAUUGCGAUCUGGACACAAAGCUUGAUUUUUGCUCAAACGAUUGACUGCAAUCUGGACUGCAUUCUGCGUCACUUGCUCACAUUUUUCCAGACUCUCUCGCAUGCUUUUUUUGUGGUUGUAAACUUUCAUCUCGGGUUCAGAGUGGAACAAGACCAAAUGGAGGAGGUGGUUAUAUGUGAGACCUCGGAUCCCUGGCUGGCCUUCACUGUGCUGGCAAUGAUACUGCCCAUUCUGGGAGUCGAGUAUUUGGUGUAUUCGAAUGCGUCUGAAAACGCCUAUCGGAUCUUGAUUUAUCAUCUGAAAACGAGCCCAAGUCACGUGGCUCUGCAGAUGCAGUUUAUCUCCUUCAUUCUGGAGGUCAUGAAGGUGAAUAUCAGGGUUCGCCAGGCCAAACAGCAACUUCAGUUGCUGGCCAGGGAGCUAUCCAGUCGUUGGCCACAAUGUAAACAAAGGCCGGAGUAUUUCGACCAGCAGUCCUAUCGAAUAAAAGACCUUAAACGGCGCUAUAAUGAAAUCUACAAUCUCUUCGAUCGGAUCAAUGAUUUUUUUGGAGCAAGUCUGCUCAUCAUCAUCAUUGUUUUCUUUGCUUUGUUUGUGUGCAAUUCAUAUUGGCUGUUUGUGGAUGUGAGAACUAAUCCCUUGAGGAUCUAUGUCAUUCUCCUCAAUCUGGGAUUUAUUUUCAAUGUGGCUCUGCAGAUGUCGACUGCUUGCUGGCACUGUCAACAAAGUGAUAACUUAGGUCGCCAGAUCGGUUGCCUUAUUUCAAAGUUGGUAAAGCCCCAGGGCAGCAAGCGAUAUAAUGAUUUGGUGAGUGAGUUUUCUCUGCAGACCCUACAUCAACGUUUUGUGGUCACUGCCAAGGAUUUCUUCAGUCUUAAUUUGCGUCUUCUCAGCAGCAUGUUUGCAGCUGUGGUCACUUACCUGGUCAUUCUCAUACAGUUCAUGUUUGCUGAGAGGAGUUCUAGGGGCUAAUUUUGGAUGACAACAUAAAGUGCUUUACAUUUAAAGGGGUUUUUCA